This is a messenger RNA of Toxoplasma gondii ME49, 4719 nucleotides long. Its product is annotated as heat shock protein DNAJ pfj4, putative. The record is from RefSeq and is a predicted model, not a curated record. The coding region runs from base 1 to 4281 and encodes 1426 amino acids. Lineage: Eukaryota; Apicomplexa; Conoidasida; Eucoccidiorida; Sarcocystidae. Gene Ontology annotation, biological process: plasma membrane organization. The transcript is spliced from 29 exons.
AUGGGUAAAACUAAAAUUUACUCGGUUGGUUUCACCGUCCACGAGGCUCAGACCCUUGUCACCGAGAAAGGACAACCUGUUGACCCAUUGGUUGUCGUUCGAUGCUGCGGCCGAGAGUACCGCACAGAAAUCAAGUAUGCCAAGUCUAAUGUGGUGUCGUGGGAUGAGUCCCACACCUGGACAGACUUGUGCCUUACUGAUGAAGAAUGGGAGACAGCUUACAUUACCUUCGAAGUUCAAGCGGCGAACGCGUUCUGGCGAAACACUCUGCUAGGUUUGGUAUCUGUGCAGCUGAGAUUGAUUCAGCUGCGUAAAACUCACCAGAUUCGCAAGGCGUUACCUCUUCAGCAUCCCGACGAUACCGACGUCCAUGGCAGUUUACGUGUCACAGUCUUUGCCUGUGCACCGGGGGAAGCACCGCCAAGUCCGGGAGAGGAGGAAGUUCUCGAGGAAGAGGACCACAACGACUACGAUGAUCUUCGCAAAGCAGUCAUUGACACAAACCAAGUCGUGGAACGAGAGGCUGGGUCGCGACUGUACCAUGUCUACGUGACAGCAUAUCGUGUUGAGGAUCUUCCCCGCUCCAGCAAAGGUGCCCGUGACCCAUUCGUCACUUGCGAGUUUGCAGGAUGUAAAUUAAAGUCGACACAAGCUCGAGGCUGCUGCUCCCACACCUUCAACGAGUGCUUCCGCUUCCCGGUCGUGACACCGCUUCCAGAAGACGCCAUUCUCAUUAAGAUUUGGGACUGGAACUUCAUGAAAGCGGACGAGCUCAUCGCUGUGGGCAGGAUAUCUUUUUCGGAGCUGCGAACUCGCCAGAUGGUUCCAAGGUGGUUCAACCUCUAUGGCUUUGAUGACGAGGAAGUCGCACAAGCGACAAAAGUGGCAGGUCAAGGUGGACGGCUCGUUGCCAACUGCUAUCUGGGGCGAAUUUUGCUAGGUGCCCGGGCAGAGCGUCUGACAAAGGAGGAUGAUCUUAUGCCCGCUCAUACAGUUGCAGCGCGGCCGUAUGAGACCCCUCCCGUUAUUCCUCUUGCCGUUCUCGCCGACGUGUAUGAGGUGCAAGGCGCGCCAGGGGAAAAGGUCUCUGUCGAAAUCUGGUGCGGUCCCGCAAGAGCCCGUACCAAGUGGGUCACGGGUCUGGAAACAAAGGCGGCUCAACGCGCGGGUGUUGCACCUCAGGCGUUUAAUCGCGCCAUGGAAGGAGCCUUAGGAGUAGCCAGCUACCUCAGAGGGGAUAUUCCAGAGGGAGAGGAUCGGUUUCCGUUUGAUAAUACAGAAGGAAGAGUGGAAGACCUACGCCUCGUGGUGCCGGAAGAUACGAAGCAACAGUGGGACAUCAUCAUCAGCCUUUACGUCCGUGGCACCACCAAGGGCUUCAUGGGCGAUACCAGAAUCGCUUUCCAGCGGCUCAAGAUGUCGAAGAUCCCCGGGCAUGUGCACAACAACCCCCGUGCUCCUAUUUGGGUGCCGCUUAUUUCCACGCCGCCUUUUGAGAGCGUGAAACCCGCUCCAGCCAUUCUCAUGGUUAUUGAAAAGUCCAAGGUCGAGGCGUUUGCUCGUUCAAAGCGCAAGCAUGUAACCGCAGUGGGUUAUCAGUUGCGGGCCUACGUCUACGCGGCUCGGAAUCUCUUGUCUCCUAGUGGAGCCCUUCCAAACCCUUUUGUUCAGGUGGCCUGUGCAGGGACUUCACGAGAGACAGAGGUCUUCGAGCAGACUUCCAGUCCUGUGUUCAUGGACUGUCUCCUUCUGGACAUUACAAUGAUGACGGACCCCGUCUCGAGGCUGCCGACCGUUGCUCCUAUUGUAGUGACUCUCUUCGAGCAGCGGUCCUGGGGGAUACAAUUUCUCGGCCGGGCGACAUGCCAUUACGAUCGUCUAAGGGGACGACUCAAGCCUGGAGAAUCCCCAACCGUGGCAGAGCCUCGGUGGAUCAAGUUGCGAGGAGGAAAGUACGCAAAUAGGCACCUGGGUGAUGUUUUGUUGCUGCUGGAACUCAUUCGGAAGCGAGAUGCGGAAAUUAUUCCGGCCUUCCCCAUGCGUCCGGUGGUGAAUAUGUGCAAUCUGACGUUUUCCUGUCUUGGAGUACGAAGUCUGUAUAUGACCCAGCGAGCCAAGCGACUGGACUACGUGUCCAUCCGCAAAGGCCAAGAUAAGAAAACUGAACUGCGGCGUAUCAGGGGGCCUCUUUUGCGCAUAUCUGUCUCUUCAUAUGCCUCGGCGGGACGAGGUAACAAUGAAGCAAUUUUGCGCUAUGAGCGGAAUCUUCCCGAGGAUCCCACGACCGUGAACAAGCUUUGGACUACUGUCACCAAGGCUGCAAAUGCAGACAUUUUCAAAGUCGUCAACAUGGAAAUCGACGUGCCGGUGGACCCUAUCUAUGAUCCUCGGUUGGUUGUUCAGGUGUAUGACAGGAAGCAAAAGCCAAAGUAUUUCAUCGGGGAAUACUCGAUGUCUCUCGUUCCCCUCAUUCCGUGGGUCCUCGAUCAGCAAAGUGCUAUUGAGGCUGUUUCACCGGUAAACGACUUCACCGAUACAGUUGACCUCAAACACCUCGGUGGCUUGUUGCGCGGAUUUCAUGGGAAUUCCAAGAACCGCGGGACCGGACAGAUUGGCCUAGAGGCUCUCAGUGCUGCUGAUCGGGAAACUGCGGACGCACACAAGGAAAAGACCCUCGCUCAGUCCAGAUUCGCAACAUAUGACCCAGAUAACAAGACGUUUUCGGACUCGUGGCUUCUGCCAAGUGGGCUUCCGAAGAUCCUUGUAUCCAGCUACGCAGUUCCUGGAUUUCGCUGCGACGUGAUCUAUACUAACAUGUUCACGUUGAACGUGUACAUUCCAGCCAAAUUUGUGUUGUUUGCUGAAGGAAAGCGAGCCGCAGACAAGAAGACGAAGGAACAAUACGCCCGCCCUUCGGUUGACUCGACACUGGAACAGUUCCUCGACGAUGUCAUUUUCCCUUCCGACAGUUUGAAGAAGUCGGUUAUGGGUGACAUAGACGUCACAGGCUUUGUGAAGUUUUUCGUCAACCUGACACAUCACGAAGAACCGAACCCGCAUGUUGACUCAUCCGCGGCGGAGUGGGCAAGCAGCGAAGACCGCAUGCGGCGACACUUAAGAGGCGAGGAUGCUUACCCCAAGUUGCUGAAGAUCCGGGUAUACGUGAUUCGUGCCAUCAGCUUGUAUGUGGGAGACGAUCGGAUUUUACCAAACCCGUACCUCCUUUUCAACCUAGGAGACAAAUCGGACACGCUGCGCGCAGAGGCAAAGCCAAACACACACAAUCCCGAGUUUUUUACAGUGUGGGAGAAAGAUGUGAUGUUUCCGGAUGACUCCCAAUUCGAGCUGCAAGUGUGGUCUGCCCAUGAGGGAACCUCUGGAGGGUUGGACGAUAUUUUCAUCGGUAGCACGUGCAUUGACCUAGAAGAAAGGUGGUUUUCAAAGGAGUGGCAAAAAUCGAUGUCGAAGAACCAGGUUCCAAUGGAAUAUCGUCCAUUAAAGCAGAUGCCGAGUGGGUCGUUCAAGGGAACAGUCGAGAUGUGGGUAGAGCUCAUGGAUUUUCAGAAGGCCGGAGAGGUCCCCAAGUUCGAUUUGCAGAGCCCCGCAGCGACAGAAGUUGAAAUCAGGGUUAUUGUGUGGGGUGCGCGGAACUUGAACUUCAAGGCGCUGGGCAAAGACUUCGUUGACGCCAUGAUCCGCUGCAACCUAGACUGCACAGGUUACCGAGGUUCUCAGCCUAUCGCACAACAAACCGAUGUCCAUUACUAUUCAAAAACAGGUGCCGCAAUUUUCAACUGGCGCAUGGUUUAUUCAAGAGUGGUAAUGCCUGUCAGCACUUGCGUGCUUCAAAUAGCCGCCUACGACAACCGAAACAUGGGAGAAUCGCCAUUUAUUGGCGAGGUUAACCUGGAAUUGAGGCGGUACUUGGAACGUGUUGCGAGUACGCUUAACAGCAUUGACGUGGACGCGGAGCUGAAACUCAUCAAUCGCUCUCGAGAAUCUGCGGAUGUUUCAUCGUUCGGCUUCGUCCAAGUCUCUCUACAGUUUAUCUCUCAAUCUGAGGCCACUAGCAAGCCUGUUGGACUAGGUCGAGAACCUCCGAAUCGCGAUCCACGAUUGACUACACCACAAGAGGGCCGGAAAUGGGAAGAUGUGCUUGGCUCUGCUGGACUUCGUGUCGAUUAUCGGCCUCUCUGGUACUGGGUACGCGUCGCGGCCGUUGUUUUUCUGUCUAUCUGGAUUUUCGUCGUGGCCUUCCUCUAUCCCUCGCUGCUGGGUUAGCUAGUGAUCGUCACGGAGCUACGGUGUUGUUUGGGAAUAUACACGCUGGUCGUGUCGACUAACGGAGGAGAAAAGAACACGCCACUACGCGAGGGCAAGGCACGAGCUCCAAGCGGGUGUGCUUCUAGUUCCCCGCAUAAUUAUGCAUUAUGUAGAACAGAAUUCGAAUCUGCCCACACCGUCGUAGGAUACAGAUUGUGUGAUCCAAUGCUUGUCGACACGUGAGUCUCGGUCAGCUGCACAGAGUUGGGAAGUAAUUUUUUCCCCGCAGCAUAGGUACUGCAGGAGCCUAAGGCCGUUCUCACUUGGCCAAAUAGAUAUUGUUGUAGGAAAGCACUUUAUCAGGUUGUGUCUUUUUUAAGUAGCGUUUGAUUUUCUAGUAAACUUGUCAAACCUCUCCAUCAAGGCGGAUUUUUGAGUUUUAAUGUUCGCACUAAA